GCAAGCUAUCAUCAUCACUUGCCCAGAGUCUUUCUUCUCCCUUUCUUCCCAUUUCCUGGGGAGCAGCAGCUCUGCCGUUUCCCUUUGUUGGCCUUCCCAUCGUCUUUCUCAGUCUAACGAUCCACUUCUACUGAUCAUUCUUCUCGGAGGCUAUCUACGAUUUCCUUAUUCUAAACGUACCAGUUCUCACUCACAUUCCGCAGAAGGGAUGGCAUCCAGCUCGCUCUCCCGCAGCUCCAGCUCCACCUGGACUGCUAAGCAGAACAAAUUGUUUGAGAAGGCGUUGGCCAUUUAUGACAAGGAUACUCCUGACCGCUGGCAGAAUAUCGCCAAGGCCGUGGGCGGGAAAACUGUGGAAGAAGUAAAGAGGCACUAUGAGAUCCUGAUAGAGGAUCUCAACCACAUCGAGUCUGGGAAAGUGCCCUUCCCCAAUUACAAGAUGACUGGGGGGAACAAUAACAAAAGCAACGGCGUUGCCGAAGAAGAACAAAGUGUUCAGAAUCCAUGGCUGGUCAAUACAAGUGGGCCUUUUUCUUCCUUGAUCCAUAGGUCAGGAGAGUAUUUGCUGACAUCAUGAGUCAUCACUACACAACAGCAAGUUAAAGGCUGAAGUAUCUCAGGCUUUAGUUAGAUAGAAUCCAGAUCCACUACAAUAAAGAUCUACUACUCUUCUGGUUUCUGCUUUAGAGACAGGUGCAGUGUUGAAAAAAAGAAUCUCCACCUGUGAUUCUUCAUUUUCUCCUGUUCCUCUUGACUGUUAUAAAUUUACUCUUCUGUUCCUAUAAAUGUACUGGGUAAGAGUAUUAGAUCUAUGUCUUCUAGACCAUAUGUUGUUCCCACUGUAAUGGAUUCUUAAGUACAGAGAUGGAUUAAUAUAUUUGGUCUAACAGAUUAA
Molecule: messenger RNA, 895 nt
Organism: Nelumbo nucifera (sacred lotus)
Lineage: Eukaryota; Viridiplantae; Streptophyta; Magnoliopsida; Proteales; Nelumbonaceae
Product: protein RADIALIS-like 3
Molecular function (GO): DNA-binding transcription factor activity
Source: RefSeq, a predicted model, not a curated record